Paramecium primaurelia is the source of this 2640-nucleotide messenger RNA. The record is from the annotation of a GenBank genome assembly. NCBI's taxonomy places the organism in Eukaryota, Ciliophora, Oligohymenophorea, Peniculida, Parameciidae.
AUGACAUUGAUUAUAUAAUCAACCAUUCUGUCGAUAUAUAAUGGUGUUACCUAAACUUAGUAAAGUUACUUUUUACUGUUUGAUAUAUUCUUACUUUUGGGACAAUAUGGAUAAAACUUAAAGUUGGUUUUAUUAAUAGGUAGUAUUUGUAUGUCAAAUGAAUUACUAAUUGCUGAUGAUAAUGUAAAUUUUAUAUUAAUUUAGAUUAAAUGUUAUUACAUGAGUAUGCGAUUUAUUCUUAGUGCCAAUGUAUUAAUGGAAAAACAAAAAUCUAUAUAUUUUUUAAGUUGCCUCUUUUAUUUACUAUUCAGGUCCCUUUUAUACUUAUAACCAUUGUCGUAUUUGACUAUAUUUGGAUAUUUAAUGAUUUUGUUAUAAUGUAAAGUUUUAAAUAAUGCAAAAGGUCUUUAUUAAAAAAUAAGUGAUGGAAAAUCUAAGAAUCACUAGACACAAUAAAUUUUUGACUUUUUUAAAGCAAGUCUCCCUCUUCCACUCUGUAUAAUUCAAAAUAAUUGUAUUCAAUUUAACUAUUACCUAGAAUUUUUAUUUAAAACAGAUUAGUUUAUAACUGAAUAUAUAGAAAUCACACCUUAAAUUAUAAGACUUGUAUCUUCAGAAAAGGAUAAAGAUAGCAUAACUAAUUAUUUAUCAAAUAGAAGAACAAAUAGCAAUAAAUCUUAUAUGUAUUAAGGAAGAAAGAGAUUGAGCAAUUGCAACGUCCUUUAGAAUGAUAGUCAAAUUGAAUUCUAUUGCAAUGUUAAAAAUUACUUUCCUGUUGAUAUAGAAGUUGCAGAAAUAAUUUGGGAAUAAUAACCAGCUACAAUGCUCAUUUUUUAAACUUAAGAAUAGAGAUAAGAUUAGAUUUAGAUUAAGGAAUUACAAUAGAGAGAUUAAUAUAAAGAUGAAUUAUUGGCUAGUGUAUCACAUGAUUUCAAGACACCAAUUAAUGGAAUAGUUGCUAUUGUUUAAUUUUUAGAAUAGUAAGCAUUAUAAAUUUAAUUUAAGGAUUGUUAUUGACUAAAAUGAACUUAAUUAUUUAAAAAUAUUAAAGAAAUGGGCUUAAUUAUUGUUAUUUAUGAUUAGUGAUAUUUUGGAUUUUUCUAGAAUUUAGAAUAAUACUCUAAGAUUAACAAACACUACUUUUUAUAUAUAAGUUAUUGUAUAAGAGAUAAUUGAUUUAAUAUCUUUAUAAGCCAAUUAAAAAGGGAUUUUAGUUGAAAAGAAAAUAACAUUUGGAGAUAGAAUGAUGUAUUCAGAUCCGAAUAGAAUUAAAUAGAUUUUAUUAAAUUUAUUAAGUAAUUCACUAAAAUUUACAGAGAAAGGCAAAAUAAAUAUAUUAGUUGAUUAUAAAAAUACAGAAUUAGAUAGUUAAUUUAAAAUUAUCACAAUAAGUGUUUCAGAUACAGGAGUAGGUAUUCCAGAUAAUAUUAAACCAAAGUUAUUUUAAAUGUAUGGAACAUUUGAUUUUACUAAUAAUGGGUCAAAUAAACAUGGUAUUGGAUUAGGAUUGGUUAUAUGUAAGAAAUUGGUAGGAUUAUUGGGUCCUUCUGAUAAAAUUGAAUUGAAAAGUUAAGUUGGUAUUGGAUCAACUUUUAGUUUUGAUGUAUAUAUCGAUAUUGAUUAAAGAAAUAGUGUUUCUAAAUAAUAUCAAAAGGAAAUGACUAAUAUUUAUAAAUAAGAUACUAAAUAAAGUUUAUGUGAUCAUUAAAAUACUAAUUUACUCAUAACUUCUUAAUUCACUAUAUUUAAUUAAACUAUCAAUUAAACAACAAUAAACAAUAAUUUAGGUGGAAUAACAAAAAAACUUAAUAAAAAAUCUAUAUCAACUUUAUAAGAGAUUAAUGAUAAAAAGGCAUCACAUAAAGCCUAAUAAUUUAGAACUUUAAAUCCAAAAAAACCAAAAAAAAAAUCAUUAAUCUAAAGGGAAAAUUCAAAUAACAAUAUAUCUCUAAUUUUAGAAGACUCUGAUAAUUCCAAAACAAGAAAUAUUGAAUACUAUUUAGAGUUUCAUAAUGAUAUUACUUAUGCUACAUAAAUAUUUAAAAAUCAAAGAUAAAUUGAAAUAAAUAACAGUCCUAUGAAUACUCCAUGUUAUUAAAAUGAAAGUUCAGAAUCUCCAGCUAUGCAUAUUAGAUAGCGUAAACCAUUAUAAUUUACUGAAUCUAUUGAGGAAAUGAUGAAAAUACUUUUUCCAGAACCAUGCACAAUUUUAGUUGUUGAUGAUUCACCAGUUAAUGUGUUUGCAUUUAGAUUAAUCAUGCAGAAAUAUGAUUUUAUAACUAUUGAAGAAGCAUACAAUGGAGAAUAAGCCCUUUAAAAAAUUAAGAUGAAUAGAUAAAAUGAUAAGAAGUAUUAAUAUAUUUUCAUGGAUUUAACAAUGCCUAUAAUGAAUGGAUAUGAAGCUACUGAAUAGAUUAGAAUUAUGGUAUCAUAUUUUAUGUUAUUUUUAUGUGAUUCUAGGAGAAGGAUAAUUUAAUAGAAAAAAGUUACAUAAUUGCCCUUACAGGAUAUGAUGAUCUCAAAGAGAAAGAGAAAUGUUAAUAAAAAGGUUUUGAUGCAUUUGUUUCUAAGCCUAUCAAAAUUAUUGAUAUUAUCUCUGUAGUUAAUGAAGUAAAAAAUAUAAAAGACCCUUAAAUUUGA